Messenger RNA from Nerophis lumbriciformis (worm pipefish), 1803 nucleotides. The record is from RefSeq and is a predicted model, not a curated record. NCBI's taxonomy places the organism in Eukaryota, Metazoa, Chordata, Actinopteri, Syngnathiformes, Syngnathidae.
AUGGUGUUGAUUCUAGGCAGACGGAUGAACAGGGAAGACACUGGCAUCAGGGACUCACCGGCUGUGAAACGCAAGGUGUUUGAAGUUGACUCCAAGACUUUAGCCAGCCAGGAAGUGUUGGACUUCUGCUCAGGCUCCUCCCACUCCGAAGGCAUCCUUCAAGUGUUCAAUGAGUUCCGCGAUUGCCGCCUGUUCACGGACGUGGUCAUCAGCGUCCAGGGUCGCGAGUUCCCCUGCCACAGGGCCGUGCUGUCUGCGUGCUCUUCCUAUUUCAGAGCUAUGUUCUGCAACGAUCACCGCGAAAGCCGCGAGAUGUUAGUGGAGAUCAACGGCAUUCUAGCCGAAGCCAUGGAAUCCUUCCUCGCGUACGUUUACACCGGCCGCGCCAAGAUCACCACAGAGAACGUCCAGUUCCUCUUCGAGACCUCUAGUCUAUUUCAAAUUGCCACGUUACGCGACGCCUGCGCAAAGUUUCUGGAGGACCAGCUGGACCCGUGCAACUGCUUGGGCAUCCAGCGCUUCGCCGAUGCUCACUCGCUCAAGCAGCUCGCCAGUCGCUGCCGCAGUUAUGCUUUGGCUAAUUUCUCAGAGGUUGCUCAACAUGAGGAGUUCCUCGACCUUCGUAGGGAAGAGCUGGAAGAGUACAUCGACAGCGACGAGCUGUCCAUCGGGAAAGAGGAGGUUGUGUUCGAGGCGGUGAUGCGCUGGGUGUACUACGGCGUGGAGCAACGAAAACCCUUGCUGAAGGCCCUGCUGCACCACGUGCGCCUGCCGCUUCUUCACCCUAACUACUUCGUCCAGACAGUGGAGGGAGAUCAGCUCAUUCAGAAUGCACCAGAGUGCUAUCAUCUCCUCCACGAGGCCAGGCGCUACCAUGUACUUGGAAAUGAGAUGAUGUCACCAAGAACCCGGCCACGCAGGUCGACUGGCUACUCUGAGGUGAUUGUGGUUGUGGGUGGUUGCGAGAGAGUCGGUGGCUUCAACUUGCCCUACACAGAGUGCUAUGACCCAGUGACCGGAGAGUGGAAGUCACUGGCCAAACUGCCCGAGUUCACAAAGUCAGAGUAUGCAGUGUGUGCCCUCCGCAAUGACAUUCUGGUGUCAGGUGGUCGCAUCAACAGCAGGGACGUGUGGAUGUAUAACUCACAGCUCAACUUGUGGAUCAGAGUGGCUUCAUUGAAUAAAGGUCGAUGGAGGCACAAGAUGGGUGUCCUGCUAGGCAAGGUCUACGCUGUGGGUGGCUACGAUGGGCAGAGCCGCCUGAGCAGCGUGGAGUGUUACGACUCCUUCUCUAACCGCUGGACAGAGGUGGCGCCCUUGAAGGAGGCGGUCAGCUCUCCGGCCGUGGCCAGCUGUGCUGGCAAACUCUUUGUCAUAGGAGGAGGCCCUGACGAUAAUACCUGUUCAGACAAGGUCCAGUGCUACGAUCCAGAGUCAGACACUUGGUUACUCCGUGCCAAUAUCCCCAUCGCCAAGCGCUGCAUCACCGCCGUGUCGCUCAACAACCUCGUUUACGUGUGCGGCGGUCUCACCAGGUCGGUAUUCUGCUACGACCCUGUGGAGGACUACUGGAUGCAUGUGGUGCACACGUUUGCAAAACAGGAGAGCUGCGGUAUGUCAGUGUGCAACGGUAAGAUCUUCAUCCUGGGCGGCCGGGGCGAAAACGGCGAAGCCACGGAUACCAUCAUGUGUUACGACCCGGCGACGGGCAUCAUCACAGGCGUGGCCGCUAUGCCGCGUUGCAUCUCCUACCACGGCUGCGUGACCAUACAUCGCUUCAAUGACAAGUACCACAGGCCGUGA